Messenger RNA from Schistosoma haematobium, 2691 nucleotides. RefSeq lists its product as uncharacterized. The annotation marks the transcript as partial. The record is from RefSeq and is a predicted model, not a curated record. Lineage: Eukaryota; Metazoa; Platyhelminthes; Trematoda; Strigeidida; Schistosomatidae. The transcript is spliced from 13 exons.
UUGGGAUUACGAUAUUAUGUAAUUUUUUUAAAUACUUGUGUUUCAGCAUGUGGUUCACCUAAAAAAAUAAUUUACACUUGUCCUAAUAAUAAAACAGUAAAAAGUUAUAUUUAUGAGAAACGAGUUAACGGUAAAUGUGAAAAGUUUCCAUUAAAGCGAAAACAUACUAAAAAUUGUAUUAUACGUUAUGUAUGGAAAUUAGCUAAAUCAAAAAUUAUUAGAAAGAAACGAUCCAUUCAAUUACAUACUUCAAGUGGUUCAAAAUGUGGUCCCAAUCAACAUUACGUACCAGAGCGUAAUCCAUGUCCAGAAACAUGUGAAGGGAAAUUUUUCGGAGUGGAAUCAAGAUGUAGUCAUCUCACGUCUGGUCCUGGGUGUGAAUGCCUUCCCGGUUUCAUGAGAGACGGUAUUUUAUGUGUGCCUCCAAGUCAAUGUGGCUGUUUAGAAUCUGUGUGUAUUGAUCGUGUAUCUACUGAAAAAUGUAAACUAUGGAGAUCUGAAGGUCGAUGUCACAAAGACAAGGCUAUUAUGCAACGAUUUUGUAGGGCAACAUGUCAACGCUGUGAGCGACCAUGUGAAGAUCAAAUAGCGACGUCACAAUGUGAAUUAAUCAAGAGACGUGGUGAAUGUAGUUUAGAUUUCUACAAAUCAAUGUGUAUGCUAACUUGCUCACAACAAAAUUGCAGAUGCCCUAAAUGUCAUGUAGAAAGUGGAUCUUGUCACCCAAUCACCAAAAAUAUUGAAUUACGCCAUAUAUGUUAUCAGCUUCAAAGUAACGGUAGUUGUAAUCCACUCAUCACAAGGAGAUAUCGACCGUGUGGAGACUGCCCCGCAAGACUUUCAAGGAUUCCAGGAAAAUGCAACUAUUGCAAAGGAUUUCGUAAGGUAUAUUUACGCACAUAUUUUCGAGAGGAGGUCGGUUUUAAAAGGUGUUUGAUGGUUGAACGUUCACAUGAAGAGAAAUGCUCAUGCGACCGGAUAAAUUUAGCACUUAAAACAUGUCAAGCUAAUAAAAUUCCAGUACUUAAGACCAUGGUUCGAGUAAAAACAUCAUGUGAUAAAUGUAUCUACAAAAAAAUUAAUAUUCUUGGAAAACCUAUUGAAUGCAAAAGACCGCGGAUAGAACGCGGUCAGUGUAAACAAACAUAUCCAGGACAAAUUGGUCUUACUAGGAAAGUGAUUUAUGCCAAAGAGGUUGCUAAGAAUUGUAAAUGUCGGUUAGUUUCUCAUGAAGAGACAGAGAUAUGUGGCUGCCCUAAAACUAAACGUUCUAAUCCUUUCUGUAUGACCGAUAGAAAUCAGUUGGCCAUAAAAAUCACUUACUAUAAACCGAAUAGAACUCAUUGUCUAGAAUUCUCAAAUAUUAGUUGGAUUCCCAAAUUUCCUUGCCCAUCAGCUGACCAGUCUUCAAUAACUAAAAAUCAGGGUCGAUUUCAUUGUAAUCCUGAGACGUGUGAACGUAUCUGGAUUGGUCGAACAUGGAUACGUGAACAUUGUAAAUGUAGACAAGUAGAUGUAAAUCAUCCAGCUGGGAAAUGCUGUUGUCCCAAAUCCGAAAGCAGUCAAUCUGAUUGCCAAAAUGGAUUAUCUGAAAUAGUUAAUGUUACUUACAGUCUUGUAAAUGGUGAUUGUAAACGUCAUGUCUUACGAUCAGUAAUACGUUGUUCAUGUCCAAAUUCUAAGAAUUUUGUCAAAUGUGAUUCAGAAAAUGGUAUAAAAUUAUUUGGAACCGUAAAGUAUAAAAUACAAAAGGACGGAACAUGUCAAAAAGUAGAAUUGAUAGAAUUACAUAAAAUAAAUUGUAUGAACGAACAUAUCAGAAGAAUUUCCGAAUGUAAUGUUCAAAUUACGGAGGAUAAUCGCAUGUAUCGUCAGUUGUUAGUGGCACAGUCAAGUAUUAAAGAAUGUGCAUGUAUUACACCUAAGCCUAAAGUUUACUUGGAAGCUUGUAAUUGUCCUGAAGCCCAAACUGACGUUGUGAAACAGAUACAACAAUGUCCAUCUUGGUGUUUUAAUGCAACACCAGAGAUGUGUGACCGAAGAUGUCAGAAUAUUUUCAUAUGGCAAAAGCUUGUUUACGAUUUUGAAAAUCGUGGACAUUGUAAAGUAGAAAUAUUACAAAAAAUUACCAAACCAUGUUGUUGUAAACAUUCAAAAGAAAUCCGACGAUUAUGUAGUGAAGAUGGCAAAACGUUGAUAACUGAAACCGAAGAAAGUAUUUGGAAAAAUGAACUAUGUAUUAAGAAAGUAAAACGAAUUCACCAACCUAUUCAGUGUAAAAUUGGACUACUAAAACAAACACUGAUAAAUUCACAAAAACAUGGUAAACGAUAUAUGCAGUCAGUAUACGGAUAUCGACAACAUUGUCAAUGUAAAAUACGUGUCGAAGAAAAGUUGUGUAAUCAAUCAUGUCCAGAACCGGUUUAUGAAGUGGAAUGUGAUCCAGGAUCACGUGAAUUACUGCAUAAAAAACAGAUUACGUCAGCGUUGCUUGUAAUUGUCAAGCAAGGAUAUAUAAACGAAGAACAAAAAGUUUGUAAGUUAGUAUUUGAAAUUGAAGUAAUUCUUGCCUUCUUUUCUAAGUACCAUUAUUUGUCUAAAAAUCAGUCAUUCAAGAAAGUAGAAGAAAAAAGAAUCAUUUCAGUUUCAACUAAAUUCAAGAUAAUUUUACGACUUGUCAAUACAUUUUAA